AUGUCCAAGUUGGGCCGCCUCUUUGGCGUCUCCUCCUCCUCCCUCCACCUCCUGUCCCUUCACGAAAAGGACAAGGACAGACAAAAGUCUCCUGAAAGACAACAGCUGAAAACACCAGACAGAGAAAAAUGGCUGCUUCUGCCGCUGCUGCUGGCGCCCCAGUCCCCCCACGGCGUCCUGGUGGCGGAAUUCGCCAAAAUCGCCUCGCCCCCGAUCCCAGAAGACGAUGUUUUGUACCCCUUGCCAGCUGACAGAAAAGCAAACGCCACGCUGCCGUCAGGCGCUUCGGUCAACUCCGACUCCAACGGCGCCUCCGCCAACUCCUACGACCACUUGGUCCAUCCACAGCCGCUUAUGCUGGCUCUCCACGACGGCUUUGCCCAGAAACUGCCGCCCUCAUCACGGCCUCUGUCUGCCAACUCCCACCAGGCCCCACGGAAAACCUCCGGUCUGGGGCCAAGCGGGCUUCUGGCACCUCCUGCUCCGGGCCUGAAACUGGCGUCGGUGCUGAGAUCGCUGAGUGCUAAGAGAAAGACUCCGCAAAGCACGCUGCGGUCCCUGGCCAAUGUGCUGCCGCUGGCGUCCCAGACAAACUUGCCAGCGGCUCCUCCAAAGCUGCGCUUCAAGAUGAUCGAGGACGGCUACCACGAGCACAAUCUCCGUGCCACGAAGCGCCAGGAGAAGCUCAGCAAUAUGCUUAAGGACCUCUUGGGUGCGAAGAAACUCCGAGACGAGGCCAAGCUGGCGGUGCCCAACAUCCUCUCGCCCGUGCAGAACAACGAAAACAAGCCCGACCCGGAGAAACCACCCACGCUUUUCGCCGGCUUGGUUCACCAGGUCAAAAACAACACCUCUCCUUACCAGGAGCACGGCGAGCUACUAGACCCCAUGAGCCAGCAGGACUGCCGUUCCUUCGUUGAAAAGUACGGCCGCUGCCAGGAGGUGAUUGGCAAGGGCUCGUUUGGCGUGGUGAGAGUGGCCCACAAGAAGGUCGAGGCUACUAGCGCCGACGAGGUCUUGUACGCCGUGAAGGAGUUCAGGAGAAAACCCAACGAGUCCGAAAAGAAGUAUUCCAGGCGUUUGACGUCAGAGUUUUGCAUAUCCUCCUCCUUGAAGCAUUUGAACAUCAUCGACACCCUAGACUUGCUCAAGGACGCCAAGGGCGACUACUGCGAGGUGAUGGAGUUCUGUUCUGGUGGUGACUUGUACACAUUGAUUAUUGCUGCUGGAAAAUUAGAGUACGCUGAGGCUGACUGCUUCUUCAAGCAGCUCAUACGAGGUGUCAACUACAUGCAUGAUAUGGGUGUCGCUCAUCGUGACUUGAAGCCGGAGAACUUGCUUUUAACUCAGCAGGGUGUGUUGAAAAUCACCGAUUUUGGUAAUGGUGAGUGCUUCAAGAUGGCCUGGGAAGAGGAAAUCCAACUCAGUGAAGGCAUUUGUGGCUCCAGCCCUUACAUCGCCCCAGAAGAGUUCACCCAGGAGUCGUUUGACCCCCGUUGCGUUGACAUCUGGGCCUGCGGUGUCAUUUACAUGGCCAUGAGAACCGGUCGCCAAUUGUGGAAGUUGGCCGACCCCAAAAAGGACGAGUUCUUCCAGGAGUACUUGACAAAGCGUAAGGACGCUACUGGCUACGAGCCCAUUGAGGCUCUCAAGAGAGCUCGGUGCCGUAACGUUAUCUACUCCAUCCUUGAUCCGAUGCCCAACCGCCGUAUCAACGGCAAACAGAUACUUAAUAGUGAGUGGGGUCGUGAGAUCAAGGUUUGUGCCGCUGGAGACGGCCAGCUUCAAGCUUCCGUGCUCAAUGGGGUGCUGGAGUAG
This is a messenger RNA of Candidozyma duobushaemuli, 1818 nucleotides long. RefSeq names its product serine/threonine protein kinase. Bases 1 to 1818 code for a protein of 605 amino acids. Gene Ontology annotation, molecular function: ATP binding; protein serine/threonine kinase activity. NCBI's taxonomy places the organism in Eukaryota, Fungi, Ascomycota, Pichiomycetes, Serinales, Metschnikowiaceae. The transcript has a single exon. The record is from RefSeq and is a predicted model, not a curated record. Gene Ontology annotation, biological process: intracellular signal transduction; protein phosphorylation; intracellular monoatomic cation homeostasis.